AUGUUCAGUCUCGGCAUAAUCCACCCUCUUCGAACUCGUUCAGUUUGUAGUGCACAACUUUUCAGUCAUUUGGCCCUUCAUACAUCAUGCAGUCGACCUUCGCAACUAGUAGAGAAAAUGUUAACUCACGUACCAGCCAAGUUAACCCCGUAUUUUCGCCUAGCACGAGUUGAUAGACCAACUGGAACUUGGCUGCUCUAUUUGCCCUGCACAUGGAGUAUCGCUUUGGCAUCCGCUCCCGGACACCUACCAGACGUUUCCAUGCUUACAUUGUUCGGUAUCGGGGCUGUACUCAUGCGUGGAGCUGGAUGCACAAUCAAUGAUCUUUGGGAUCGAGAUUUUGAUCGCCAUGUGGAACGCACAAAAGAUCGACCUUUAGUCUCCGGUGAACUAACCACCAUGAAUGCUCUAGUUUUUCUCAGUAUACAACUGUGUUGUCUAUUCUUCACGCCAUCCAACUUUAGUGUAUUCGUCGGAUGUUUAUCCAUGAUCCCGGUUAUAACAUAUCCUCUGUUCAAACGAAUAACCUAUUGGCCUCAGUUUGUACUCGGUAAGUCAGCCUCAUUUCUUGGCACGUUUCUGUGCGUAGUUUAUAUCCUGAAAACCGAGGUUAUUUUUAUCCAGAAUCAGCACACUACUCUACCAUUGGUUCACUAG
Messenger RNA from Echinostoma caproni, 657 nucleotides. NCBI's taxonomy places the organism in Eukaryota, Metazoa, Platyhelminthes, Trematoda, Plagiorchiida, Echinostomatidae. The record is from the annotation of a GenBank genome assembly.